CGCCCACCACCGGGCUCCGCCUUCGUUCCCGGAAGUCGCCCGCGGCAGGCAGGGCCAUCCCGGCGACUCCCGCUUCUCCCGCGCAGCCGGGCGGCCGGAAGCGCGCGCCCGCCGAAGCCUGUCCCUUGCGGCGCGCCGUCCGCGCCCGAAAGCGCCUGCGCGGAGUCGACGCGGCCCCGCGUGGGACGGGCCGGCAUGGCGUUCCGGCAGGCGCUGCAGCUGGCGGCCUGCGGCCUGGCCGGGGGCUCGGCCGCGGUGUUCUUCUCGGCGGUGGCAGUGGGGAAGACCCGCGCGGGCGGGGACGCGGAGCCGCGCGUGGUCGAGCCGCCGGCGUGGGCGGGGGCCGCGCGCCCCGGGCCCGGCGUCUGGGACCCCAACUGGGACAGGAGAGAACCACUGUCCCUGGUCAACCUGCGGAAGAGGAACCUGGAGCCCGGAGAAGAAGAGCUGGCGUCCAGGCUGGACCACUACAAGGCCAAGGCCACACGGCACAUCUUCCUCAUCAGGCACUCCCAGUACCACGUGGACGCCUCCCUGGAGAAGGACCGCACGCUGACGCCCCUGGGUCGUGAGCAGGCUGAACUGACCGGUCUCCGACUUGCAAGCUUGGGGUUGAAGUUUAAUAAAAUCGUGCAUUCCUCCAUGACCCGUGCAACAGAAACCACGGAUAUCAUCAGCAAGCACCUGCCAGGCGUCUGCAAGGUCAGCACAGACCUGCUGAGGGAAGGCGCCCCCAUCGAGCCUGACCCCCCCGUGUCUCACUGGAAGCCGGAGGCUGUGCAGUAUUAUGAGGACGGGGCGCGGAUCGAGGCCGCCUUCCGGAACUACAUCCACCGGGCGGACGCCAAGCAGCAGGAGGACAGCUACGAGAUCUUCAUCUGCCACGCCAACGUCAUCCGCUACAUCGUGUGCAGGGCGCUGCAGUUCCCUCCAGAAGGCUGGCUCCGCCUUUCCCUCAACAACGGCAGCAUUACCCACCUGGUAGUCCGGCCAGAUGGCCGAGUGGCUCUCAGGACCCUCGGGGACACGGGAUUCAUGCCUCCUGACAAGAUCUCUCGCUCCUGAGGGCCACCUCGAGACCCCGCUCUCCUCCUCAGCCCCAUGCCAGCCUGGUGUGGGUGCCACCGAGACUGCGGGCUCCUCCCCUGCCCCCCCACAGGCCGCGCCGCAGGGCCAGGGCUCCAGGGCUCCAGGGCGCAGCAGCCGGAGAGAAGGAUCCACGAAGCAGUGCUGCAGCACUGAGCUUCUGGCCCAGGAUGCAGAAGGGAAGCACUCAGGUCAGAUCAGCUUCGUCUUUUGCAGUGUCUUUGCCUCACUCUCGUCCACCAGGAUGAGCCUGUUUCAGGAACAGGAACGAGCAGGCCUGUUUCGGGCCUGUUUCAGGGACUGGACGAGGCCCCCAGAUGCCGUCCCCACAGGGGCCGCGGCAGACGCCGCAGCGAGCUGUCCGUCAGCAGAGCCCGUCAGGCAGGAGGAGGUGGGCGCCAGCGCUUCUUCCAUUCAUAACUUAUUCCGCUGCUUUUUACACUGUUUUCAUUUCCUAGAACUCUUUGUCACUUAAGUUUUCAUCGAUUGAAGAUUUUCCUCAUCUGGUUCUUGUUUUGAAAACCCAUUUCUCACUCCCGAGUCACACAGCCCUGACACUGUUGGAUCUGAACUCACGUGUGUUGCUAGGCCUUUCCGACACAGAGGAGGGGCACCUUGGCAGGUGAGGGAGGUGACUCGACCUGCUGCUCUCGUGGGAGGGGCUGGGCAGUGACGGACCAGGAGGGGCCCUGUUUCAGUAAAGUGUCUGGCUGACAGCUCAGUCCUUGUUUGCCUGUGGCGAUUAAUCUUUUAUGCUUGUGGAUUAAAAUAUUUAGAUACAACACGUCCAUCCCAAAUCUCCGUUUAUUUAGGAGGAAGUACGAUGUCUAUGAAGUGGUUAUGAACAUUUUUGCAAUCAGUGCAACUAACUGGGAUAUUCAAUCCAUUUCUGUCAAUUUUGGAAAUACCUACAAAAUGAAAUUGUGUUUUACUGGU
This is a messenger RNA of Delphinapterus leucas (beluga whale), 2022 nucleotides long. It is a transcript of the gene PGAM5, whose product is annotated as PGAM family member 5, mitochondrial serine/threonine protein phosphatase. NCBI's taxonomy places the organism in Eukaryota, Metazoa, Chordata, Mammalia, Artiodactyla, Monodontidae. Gene Ontology annotation, biological process: peptidyl-threonine dephosphorylation; positive regulation of mitochondrial fission. Gene Ontology annotation, molecular function: protein serine/threonine phosphatase activity. The record is from RefSeq and is a predicted model, not a curated record. Gene Ontology annotation, cellular component: mitochondrion.